Misgurnus anguillicaudatus (oriental weatherfish) is the source of this 995-nucleotide messenger RNA. The record is from RefSeq and is a predicted model, not a curated record. NCBI's taxonomy places the organism in Eukaryota, Metazoa, Chordata, Actinopteri, Cypriniformes, Cobitidae.
UGAAACAGACAAAUAAAUUAAACAAUGUGUAGGGGUGCAUAAUAACUGAAGACAAUGCAUUUUCUUUCUAGACUUUACUGUUGAUGACAUCAAGACAAGGGCAGUAUCUCUGCGAACGCAGUACUGCCGUUUGAUGAAACCCAAACCAAGUAGGAGUGGAAACAAACCCUGGACUCCACGACAAAAGUGGCUUCUGAGCGUGAUGGAUUUCAUCAAAACAUAUAUUGUCCACCGGCCAUCCGAAACAACACUUGGUGCAUCAUUCAAUGAGCAGAGUGAUGCAGACGAUAUGGACCUCUCAGACAUAAGGCCUGAUACACCUUCAGUGGAUAGCUCCCAAUGUACGGCGUCCACCCCAAAUCGGUGUAAUGAAGAAGCCUCUUCAUCGGCUGAGGAAACCACUUCAACUGCCUCAAGUGAUAGUUGUAAACAGACGGGUCGGAACACCAAUCUCCAUAAACGAAAGAGGGUGUCCGAAGGUGCUAUAGAGCUGCAAAAGCUGGAUUUGUUAAAGCAGAUGGUUGCUCAAGUGGACUCACAACCAACUAUGGACACAUUAAGUUCUUUUGGGAACCAGGUGGCUUUAGAAUUGAGGGACAUUCAAGACCCAGAUCUCGUAUCACGACUGAAAAGGAGCAUAAUGGUCCUCAUGUAUAACGCACAAGAGACUGAUAGAAACAGAUCAUUGUCGUCAUCUGGUCAACCUACCCCAGGCAUAUAUCAACAGGUCAAUUCAGGUCUACCAUCGGCCCAGCCUAUUUCUCAGCAGUCUUAUUAUGGGUCAGGCCAUGGAUUUCAUAGAUCGCUUUUGGAGUCACAACCUGAACAUGCCUAUGACUAGCCAUUGUAAAAAAAAACUGUAAAUAGUUGUGGAUUUUUUGUAUUUUUAACAAUAUUUUUUUAUACAUUUUUAUUUUAAAACUUUUUAUUUUAUUAUAGUAGUGCACUACUUGAAGGUACUUCAACUUGAAUGUACAGUGAUCCUUUCUCUUGUG